Lottia gigantea (owl limpet) is the source of this 1218-nucleotide messenger RNA. RefSeq lists its product as hypothetical. NCBI's taxonomy places the organism in Eukaryota, Metazoa, Mollusca, Gastropoda, Lottiidae. The transcript is spliced from 7 exons. Gene Ontology annotation, cellular component: P-body. Gene Ontology annotation, molecular function: translation repressor activity; mRNA binding; protein binding. Gene Ontology annotation, biological process: negative regulation of translation; nuclear-transcribed mRNA poly(A) tail shortening. The record is from RefSeq and is a predicted model, not a curated record. Bases 1 to 1218 code for a protein of 405 amino acids.
AUGAAAGCAAAUAAUUUUCGAGACCAAGUUAACUUGGUUACUACUUGGUUUAAUAACUGGAGCGAAUGUGAACAAACUGUAGCGUUGUAUUCGUUACUGAAGAAAUUAACGUUAACACAAGCCAAGUUUCUGGAACACGUUUUACAGCAGAGUUUAUUAGACUGUGCCGAGAUACAGACCCUAGAAAAACAAACCAAUGAUCCAAUUAUGGUGAGCCAGUUGAGCAAUGAAUCUAAAGAUAAAGUGAUAUCGAAAUUAGUCCAGUAUUUACCGUUAUUACAGUGUGGUAAUAUGGCCGCUAAACAGGAAUACCUUACUAUCAUACAUAGUGCUUUAUCUCAUUGUAUUGAGAAAGGAGUUGAAAUUGAAGAGAGUAGGCAGUUGCUAUCAUACUCUCUCAUACACCCUGCCUUUACCGCCGAGGAAAGGUCAAAGUUCAGAAUGUGGUUAGGAUAUUUGGAAGAGCGUUAUACCUAUAGCAUUAACAAUACACGUCAAAACCAGUUACAAGAGUUGGGUAAUGCUUACUCUCAAGAAGCUAAUCAAACCUCAGCCAGUAGUGAUGCCAAUUCGUUGUUUUUGAAUAGCGGAUUUGGACAGUUACAACCUCAUAGUGCUCACAGUGGUAGUGGUAAAAGUGGCAGCAGUGGGGGUGGUCAUUUGCCACUACAUGCCACACUUUCUGCACCCCCAAACUUCACCUGCCCAGCCUCUAGAGAUGUUCCAGCCUGGUUAAAAGAGCUAAGAUUACAUAAAUAUGCCAAUAUAUUUAAACAACUAGAUUACCAUCAGAUGUUUGAAUUGACUGAAGAAUAUUUAGAAGAACAGAAUGUUACAACUGGUGCUAGACAUAAAAUAAUACAGAGUAUCGCCAAGUUAAAAGACCGACAGAGAAACCUGAUUCAGCUUGAAAAGGAUAUCAGUAAUGAUAAACCAAUAAUGACAGUACUGGGUGAAAUGGAGGCCAUUAUAAUCACACCUAUAGUACAGUAUCAAAAUAAAGACUUGGAAAACCCCCCACCCGCUACAGUGGACAAUAAAACUGUAUCAUCUGAAAUACCAGAGGGAGAUAUUCCCAGUCAAUUCACCAGAGUUAUGGGCAAAAUUUGUACAUCAUUAUUAAUUAGUCCACGACCACAUUAUUAUGGUUUUCAGUGGUAUAUCAACAUUAUUAAUAAAUGUUUACACCAUUCAGUAAGUUAUUAUUAUUAUUUUUAA